This is a messenger RNA of Paramecium tetraurelia, 1484 nucleotides long. RefSeq lists its product as uncharacterized. The record is from RefSeq and is a predicted model, not a curated record. Gene Ontology annotation, cellular component: membrane. The transcript is spliced from 3 exons. Lineage: Eukaryota; Ciliophora; Oligohymenophorea; Peniculida; Parameciidae.
AUGUUUGACAAACUGUUUAGGCAAUUCUCUUAAUUCUAUGAGAGUUUCAACCCUUCAUAUUUUAUAAUUGCAGUAGUUGCUUUUUCUUAGGGUGUGUAACACUUAGCUGAUUUAUCGAUUAACUAUAUGCUCAAAGAUGAUUUUGGAUUAUCACCAGCUAUGAUGGGACUCUAUUUAAGUUACACAACAACACCUUGGAUAGUAAAACCAUUCUGGGGUUUAAUAACGGAUUCGAAGCCUUUAUUUGGUUAUAGGAGAAAAUCAUACAUAAUAUUAUUUGGAAUUUUUGAUGCAUUAGGGUGGAUUGCUUUAUCUAAAUAUGGAACUGAUAAUUUAUCAUCUGCCCUUUUAUUAUUGUUCUUGAUAUAACUGUCAACAUGUUUUGUGAAUGUAGUUGGAGAAGCUAUUCUAGUAGAAGUUGCUGCUUAAGCCUCGAGACAAUAAACCAAUUUCUAACAUGGAGCCUCAAAGAAUGUCUCUAUAUUCUUUGGAGUCCGUGCCUUCGGAACACUAAUAAGUGCAUUCUUUUCAGGAGCAUUAUUACAUUAUUUCACAAAAUAAGAAAUAUUUAUGAUGACAGCUGCAUUCCCUUCACUAUUGGUUUUAGUGUCAUUCUUCUAUGUUGAAGAGAAGGUUGAUCCUAGAGCUUUGGAUUAAAAUGACAGAAGAAACAACACUAUGCAAUGCAUAAAAGAUUUCUGGACAUUCUUCUAGAAUCCUUUAAUUUACAAGCCAGUUGCAUUGAUAUUUUGUUUUAUGAUGGCCCCUUCAAGUUCAACUAUCAUGUUCUUUUUCUACACCCAAGUUUUAGGCUUUGAACCUUCAUUCCUUGGAUAAUUGAAGUUCGUUUAUGCGUUGUCUACCAUUUUAGGAGUGCUUCUUUAUAACAACUAUCUAAAAGAUGUUCCAUUCAAAAAGAUAUUCAUCACCACUACCAUCCUUUAUUAUUUCUGUUAUCAAUCAAUGAUCAUCCUUGUCACCAGAAAAAAUGUCGAAUGGGGUAUCAAUGACAAAUUCUUCUGUCUCGGAGAUUCAGUCAUGUUACAAUUGGUGGGUGAAUUGAAUUUGAUGCCUAUAUUAGUCUUGGCAUGUAGGAUGUGUCCAAAGAACAUUGAAGCAACUAUGUAUGCUAUGUUGAUGAGUACAAUCAAUUUUGGAUCUACAUUGGGAUCAUAAUGGGGAGCCUUAUUCUUAAUCUUGUUUGGAGUUAAUUAAAAUGAUUAUUCUAAAUUAUGGCUAUUCAUUAUUGUGACUGGAGUAUUCAUUUUGAUGCCACUUCCUUGGGUCGGAGUUGUUAUAGGAGGACAAGAUCCCUAUAAUCAAGGGAUUAGCAGUUGACUCAAUUAAAGUAGAAGGAUUGUGAAUCUGACACUGUUUCCACGAGCAAUUUAAGAUAGGAGGAUGACUAACAAUAAUUACUUUCAGAAAAUGAACAAUAAAAGUCAUGAAAUUUAUAGAAUACAAAUAUUUAGAAUUAUUUUCCA